AUGCCAGCCCUGGAGACGUACGGUGCUCAGCCACCUAACGAGUUGUUGCGACAGUAUUGCGACCAUAAUGGGUGGUACGACAGAAAACAAAUAGGUAUAGAAUGCGACAUUCAUGACAUCACUCUCAGCUACUAUAGGACAGUUAGCUUGUUGGACUGUUAUAGUUAUUGUUAAAGUAAUCUCAAUAUUUCAAUCUCAUUUUGACACUAAAAUAGCAGACAUGAAGUGUUUCUUUAGCAAUGCGAAUAAGUCAAAUGUUAAAAUCCUUUACCGGCUGAUAGUUUCAGCAAAUUUAUAACUAAUGUUAGGGAGCAGUCAUUACUUACGGCGGGUGGUGUCAAUGUUUUUCUUGGUAAAAAUUUUCCUGAUCCAACCAUUAAAGAGUCAAAAGAAUUUUUACCCAACCUCAAAUAUCAAUUAAAAAAUAAAUACCCACCCCUGGCCAAAAACUUUACAAAAGGAUACCAUUCAGUUGUCACACAUGUCCUUUACCACUUCUGUGACAUGAGUUUGAUAACUGCUUGUGCAAUUUUCUGCAGUCUAAAGUUUCAUGUUGUCUGCACAUGUACUUUCUUUGGAGACACCAUUUGCCUCCUGACAAAUCGAAAAAUGAUCAAGAUAGUGACUCUGAUUGAUGUACAUAUUGUAUUGACAUAUGACUGUUGACAUUGCUUUGUAGUCUUCAAUAAUUGAGCGAGUCAUGCUUUGGAAAUGACAAUAAAUUUUUAUUACCCAACCCUUGAGUUGUUUUGUGUUUCAUUUACCCAACCUUUUACUCACUCAAAAUUUUGUUUACCCAACCCUUUUCUCUUCGAGCUAACCCCACCAUAAAUAAUGACCGCUUCCUUGGCUUGUUGGACUGUUUAAACCGGAUACAAAAGAGCAAGUUUUCUGUGACAAGUAUCCUGGGACUAAUUUUAUUUUCUCGUUUAUGCGGGCAACUUUGUCAAUUUUUACUAUGACAAGUACACUAAGCUUACACUAGCUUGUUGGCAAAGUACAAAUCUUGUGUUUGUUUGUAAUCCACAAAGGAAACUUUCCAUAUGAAAAGUUCUCAUAGAAACAAGUCUCGAAAUAGCGGGCUGCCAAUGGCCAAAAGCAGGCCAUAUUUUAGAAAUGGCAGACAAAAACAAAUUUGAACUGCCAAAGUAAAAAAAAUGGCAGGUGAAAUUCUAUAGAUAUAUUUCGUUUCAUUUGCUUACAAAAACUCAUAUAUACUAGAUCAUUUAGUUGACUUUAUACGUUUAUAUUUGGAAUGUAAAUCCAAGUUUACUGUAUAGUAAAAUAAACAAGUUUAAAAUAAUAAAAAUGCAUGUCAUGAAAACAUUGAUUUUUACAAAUAUGACUCAUACGAGACAUCGCCAUUGUGGCAGUUCAAUGAAUAAAAAUGGCAGGCUAAAAUUUAUUUCACCUGGCAAAAAAGUUUAGACUGAGAGGCCAUAUUUUUUCUCUACUUCGAGCCCUGUUUCGCCUUCAGAUUUGGUAGACUGGAGAAUCUACGACUCGCUAUGACUAAUCUGUAACCGGCUUUAGCUUGUUACAGUAUUUGAUUCGUAUUUAUAAUAUAUUCCACUCUUUACAGGGGCAUUUCGCGAACUGGUCGACAUCAAUCUACUGGGGGCGAUGGGACCUCCGGGCGGGGGUCGUAACCCCGUCACCCCCCGACUAUUACGUCAUUUCAAUUUCCUCACUUUUACCGAAAUGGAAGAUUCAAGCAAGUUCACCAUUUUCUCAACUAUUUUGAAGGGAUGGCUUGGUGA
This is a messenger RNA of Paramuricea clavata, 1760 nucleotides long. NCBI's taxonomy places the organism in Eukaryota, Metazoa, Cnidaria, Anthozoa, Malacalcyonacea, Plexauridae. The record is from the annotation of a GenBank genome assembly.